UUUCAGUUUUACAGUUUAUGUUGCAGAGAGUAGCAGUUAAUUGGCGAUGAAAUGGAAACUUCCGAUGAGAAUACACAGCUGAAGGAAGACUUUCAGAAUAAAGAAGAUGACAGCACCAAAGAACCGGACUCAAAACUAGAUAUAAAUGAAGCAUUGGAAACAGCAGGAUUUGGAUGUGGCACAUUUCUUUUCAGUUUGGGACCGUUUUUGUUGUUCUGUUUAGAAGGGGAGAAAUAAUGAUUUUGUCAAUAGUUGGAAUCAUGGUGAGAUGUGAGUGGGAGCUCACUACUUUCUGGGUUACUGCUCUUCAGAUAACCGUCUUCAUAGGGAUGGCGCUGGCAUCGCUCCUUUUUUCUGGAGCGGGUGAUAAAUUUGGCAGGAAGCCAGUAGCUCUAGCUGGAGCUAUAGGAGUUACCAUAGCAGGAUUGUUAUGUGGACUUGCUACAAAAUACUGGCAUCUAGCUGUACUGCGGGGACUUGUUGGGGUGUCUAUGGGAAUUGGGAUGGGGCCUUCUAUCGCUCUUACAGCGGAAAUAGCAACAGUCAAAUGGAGAGGAUUUCUGAUCUCUUAUGUUUCCCUGGCGUGGGGGAUUGGUGCAUCACUGACAAGUGCUUUGGCGUACUACGUCGUUGAUCCUUACGGCUGGAGAGGGUUUAUGUUGGGAACUGCAAUCAUGUUCUCUCCAUCAAUCUUCUUCUUUGCCAUCAUGCCAGAGUCUCCGAGAUUUGAAGCUAAAAAUAGAAACUGGGACAGAGCGGAAAAUACAGUCCAAACCAUCGCUAAGCUCAACUGCAACAGCGGAAGCGGUAUCAUCAAAUUGAAAAGGGUAGAAGAUGACGAUGACACUAAUAAUAAGGAAACCGGACUUUUCGGUGCCUUGAACUUUAUCAAGGCAACUGGACGAAUGACGGAUCUGGCUGUUGUCUAUGCGCUGGGAUUUACAGCAAUAUUCAUCUACUACACCAUCAGUUACUCCAUGCCAAGAUUUCUUAAUGAAGGAUACUGUACUGGUAUAAAAGUGACACAAGAUGAAUCUUGUAUCUUCAAUAAAUCGGUUCUGUUUGAUCUGGGUGUCAUCAGUUUAUUCGAACCCCUGGGAGUCCUAGUAGCAGUUAUACUGAUGGAGAUCAUUGGCCGGAAAAAGACAUCCAAUCAUCAGCGUUAUUGCAACUGAUUGCUCUUACAGCGUUAUACUUCUGUGUAAACGACAAGUAUUCAUUUGUGUUUUUCACAAUAUCGAAAUUCAGUGCGGCCCAGAUUGGACUAAGCCCAUUUAUACUGGGGGCUGAGUAUUUUCCAACUGAAGUGAGAUCUUUGUAGUUUCAUUUGGGUUAGUUUUUAACAGAAUAGGGGCCUGUGCUGGUAUUGCAUGCUCUCAGUUUAUCUUUAAUCUCCACCCAAGAAUUGUGCUAGCAUUUGCUCAAAUCGCGGCUGUUGUUGUCAGUAUUUGUCUGUGUGUUCUUGGAAAGGAAACAGCAGGAACUCACAUCGAGUAGGGCAAGGUGGACUUAUCCACUCUUUUGGUGUUAUAAUCUUCAAAUUUUGUAGUACAAGUUGUUAGUUGUAAGGAAUGAUUAUUGUUCAAUUUCUUUGUUAUCUGGAAAGCUGGAAAUGGUGAAGAUUUUUUGGUAAAUUUCACUAAUAUAAAAAGGACCUUUCAAUUGCGUGAUCAUUAUCGAAUGAGUGUCUUGUAAAAUUUAAACUCUGUGAAUCUGUGAUUUUUCUAUCGAGGCUUUCCGUUGUGAUUUAAUCUCGGAAAUCAUGCCUCCCCUUAAACCGAGCUCCAAAGCACAGACCAGUAAGUCAAGUCUGUUCUGAUAUUGAUAUUUGAUACCCAUGAAAUUCUGACUAGUAGUAUUCCGCUCUUUUUAUCUUAUCUUCUCUUAUCUUCUCUUUUUAACCAUUUUAAACAAUUUGUAUGAUUGAUAAUUGAAGGAUCAAAGAAUUCAUGCCCGUUUUAAUUUCAACUGGUGUUGUCUCGAAACCCACGUACCUAUUUCAAAAAAGAGGCACAUUUUUCAGUUUCCAGGCUGUUUAGUUUAUCUGUAUAUAUAUAUUAUAUAUAUCAAGACGCAAUUAUCUUGGUAUUUUAACCCCUGUAUCUUGAUUACUUACGCUUUAAGAGGUAUAAAGAUCUCACUUCAAGUAUUUAACUAACAUGCCCGGUUGAUAGGGUCUAGAUAUUGUACCCAUGUACAUUGUAAUAAUAUCCUAUUAGCCACAUGAGCAAUAUUCCGGGAGGGAUA
Bolinopsis microptera is the source of this 2247-nucleotide messenger RNA. Its product is annotated as putative transporter svop-1. Bases 174 to 1175 code for a protein of 333 amino acids. Gene Ontology annotation, cellular component: membrane. Gene Ontology annotation, molecular function: transmembrane transporter activity. Gene Ontology annotation, biological process: transmembrane transport. NCBI's taxonomy places the organism in Eukaryota, Metazoa, Ctenophora, Tentaculata, Lobata, Bolinopsidae. The transcript is spliced from 3 exons. The record is from RefSeq and is a predicted model, not a curated record.